GAUUAUUCACGCCGCAGUUUAUGUUUAGAUUACAGCGUGUAUUUAAUGUUUAUUCUGUCCGGAUUCAUCCUGUUUCAAACAGUCAGACUUUACAGAUUUUUUUAAAAGCAUUUUCUUGAAUGUCUUCCCGUUUUUUUUUUUUUGUUUUUUUUUUGCUCCACUUCCCCUGCCCGACUCCUAGUCUCCGCCCACACAUUCCUGUGUGUCUGCCGUUCGGGAGGAGAGAAAAAGGAAAAGAGAUCCGGCUGGAAACAGUCUGUGGACCUCGAACCGGAGAGGAGAUGAUCCCAAACAAUAACAACAACAUUUCUCAGCCUGAAUCCGACUCAUGAGAAAACAGCUGUUUACACAAACCAGCGCUCGAUUCAUUUUCCCGAGUCAAAUAAGUUAUUUUUUUAAAACUUUUAUUUGAGUUGUUAGUUGAUUUUUAAAAAAAACUUUAAGCAAGAAAGGAGAGGAAGAAGAAGAAAGGAAGGAAAAAUCAUGGAGAUCCUGGACAGCAGCGAGUCGCUGCUCCACUGGGACAGAAACCUGAGCGAGCUGUCUGAGGCCGGGGAGCUGGACUCUGUGCUCUACACCAAUCACUUCUCUGAGCUCCUGGACGGCCUCUCCCCGGAAGCUUUGCUGGGCCAGCUGCUCAGCGACCCCUUCCUGUCCGGGGACAAAGGCGGCGUGGAGUCCAUGGAGGGAGAGGACGGCGGCGAGCUGUCCCCGUCGUCUCCUCUGCCGCCGCACAUCACCGCCGAGCACAGCUACUCGCUGUGCGGCGACAGCCGGCCUCAGUCGCCGCUGUCGCACCUCACCGGAGAGCAUGGCAGCGAAGCAGAGUCCGAUGCAGACUCCCCUGACUGGGCCAUGGAGCAGGAAGAGGCCAUUGAGGGCCUCCUCUGUGUGGCUCCCUCUCUGCUCCCCACUCUCUCGCUCUCUCUGGCCUCCAGUGAGGACCCUCGUGGGCCUGAGGGCCCCGCUUUGGCCCCUGUGGCCCAAACAGCAGCCAGCAGCAUCACCAACCAAGGCAAAGCACUUAAGAUUAAGGAGGAGAAAAUCAUCCCUGAGAUUAAGCUGGAGCCACAUGAAGUGGAUCAGUUCCUCAACUUUUCACCCAAAGGCCUGGAGUCCCUGCAGAUGCCUCCCACUCCUCCCAGUUCCCACAGCAGUGACUCUGAGGGCAGCCAGAGCCCCGUCCACGCCCCUCCCAGUCUGUCCUGCCCCACCUCCCCCAGCAGCCCGCCUCCGUCUCAGGCCAGCGUCAAGGUGUCUCCACGCGCCGCGUCCUCACUGUCCAACUCCCCGCUGCUCACCGCUCCCCAUAAGUUACAGGGGUCUGGGCCGCUGAUCCUGACCGAGGAGGAGCGUCGAACGCUGGUGGCCGAAGGUUAUCCCGUUCCCACCAAACUGCCGCUCACCAAAGCAGAAGAGAAGGCGUUGAAGAAGAUCCGCCGGAAAAUCAAGAACAAGAUUUCAGCUCAAGAGAGUCGCAGGAAGAAGAAAGAAUACAUGGAUGCUCUGGAGAAAAAGGUGGAGACAUGCUCCAAUGAGAACAACGAGCUACGCAGGAAAGUGGAAACUCUGGACUGCACAAACAAGUCUCUGCUGCAGCAGCUGCAGGCUCUGCAGGCGAUGGUGGCAGGAAAAAUCCAGAAGUCGUGCAGGAUGGCGGGCACCCAGACAUCCUCAUGCUUAAUGGUGGUCGUGUUGUGUUUCGCUCUGUUUCUGGGGAGUUUUUACCCGAGCAGCUUCACUCUGUCGUCAAGCAUCACUGAAACGGGCGUAGCAUCCAGACAGAUGCCUGAAUCCUACACAGCUACAGUGAAAAGCAGGAGUUUGCUGUCGACCUUCGAGGACGAGCAGCCGCACCUCCUGGGCCUCGGCGGCGAAUACCCCGAGCAGUGGGAGGACGCGCCGGCCGUCGUCAUGGCAACGUGGCGCCGUUCAGAGCAGCAGAAACUCGGCUCCGAACCGAACCGAGCGGAGAGGCACCCUCCUUUCAGGAACAAAAGCAACGACACGCAGAAGAACCUGCUGCUAGACCUGCACAGGUCGCAGACGGCGAACAGGAGCAGCAGUAAAGUUUUAGAGCUGGAUCGAUCGGUCAACGAGACGUCCUGAGGUCUCACUUCGCCCCAUCCUAAAAGAUUUCUCUGGAGCUUUUUCAUGUGUCCGGAAGCAGCAGCGCCCCCUGUUGACUGACUGAGGUCCGACGCCACCUCUGCUCCAUCAAAUACACUGAAAUUGUAAUAACAAAGAGGCACUGGCUGCCUUGUGUUUCUGAAUUAAAAGUUGCACUGAUGGUUUCCGACUUGAGAUAUAUAUAUAUAUAUAUAUAUAUAUAUAUAUAUAUAUAUAUAUAUAUAUAUAUAUAUAUAUAUAAAACUUCAGAGCAGUGUGGCGUUUAUUCCAGAGGAAAUUAUUUUAAAAUUCAACAUGUGAGACUUUUCACAGGACACUGAUGAUGAGUCAUGUAUUUAUAGAAACUUUUUUUUAUUUCAUUUCUUAAAUGCUUUCAUCCCAUUUUGAUACUAGCUUAUUUUAAUAUUUUAUUUGUGUUGUUUUAUAUUAUAUAUGUACGUAUUUACGUUUCUGGGGCAUUUGUGUUUAGCCCCGUUGAGGAAAACGAAACCAAAAUUAAUAUUAAGGAUUUUUUUUGUCAUGUUCAGUUUUGGCUUGUUUGUGUCUUUUGAGAAUUUUUUCCUCAAUAAAUGCAAAGAAAAGUGGGGGAAACAAUAUUUUUGCUCGUUUGUAGCUUUAGGUUCCUUUUUUUAUUGAGUGUCCUUCUGAGGUAAUUAGGUUUAUAUUUGAUUAAAUUAGCCUUCUGAAAGUAAAAAGACAUUUAAUCAUCGUAAUUCAGCAUUUACCAAAAGUACAUCUUAUAAACUUGGAACAAAGUUUCUAUUUUUGUAAAUGUGGGUUGUUAAUAAAUGAGGGAAAUUUAAAUGUGUCGGGACGAUCUAUAAUUCAUCCCUGCUCUCUAUUUUUGGCUCUGUUCUGUUGAUAAAUUAUGAACGCUGGCUUUUUGAGCAUUAAAGCAACAUUUUCUCCCUCUCAGAUGUCCUGUUGAACCCGUUUAGAUUAGCAAGUUCAUCAAAAAAGGUAUUGAUGUGAAGCACUGAUGAUCAGUCUUGUACAGUACAUUCCUCACAGUCAAUGCCUUUGGAAACAAACUGGUUCCACUUUGUAAAAAUAACUUCUGUGUUUUUGUGGCUCCCAUGUAAAGUCAAUCUGAACUAGUCUCUGUCUUCUUGCUUUGGAAGUGAAUAAAGUAUUUUCCGUAGUAAAAGCA
Molecule: messenger RNA, 3280 nt
Organism: Poecilia reticulata (guppy)
Lineage: Eukaryota; Metazoa; Chordata; Actinopteri; Cyprinodontiformes; Poeciliidae
Gene: creb3l2
Product: cAMP responsive element binding protein 3-like 2
Biological process (GO): regulation of transcription by RNA polymerase II
Molecular function (GO): DNA-binding transcription factor activity, RNA polymerase II-specific; cAMP response element binding
Source: RefSeq, a predicted model, not a curated record